AUGAAACGAGUCACUGGAGUCUUUCUUACACUUUUGAGAUUUUCGCAGUUUGUAUCAUCAGUUUUGGUGAUGUCACUCUUGGCGUAUGCCAUCCAUGCCUACAAUGAUAAAGGUAACAAGAAAACCAACUUCACGUUGGCAACAGGCGUAAUCAGCGUGUUCUAUCUGAUUAUUUUGGGUAUUUUAUGUUUGGCUUUACCUACUCUAAUCUACAUAGGAAUGUAUUUCUGUGCAGAAUUGAUUAUGUGUCUACUAUGGUUGGCCGCUUUCAUCGUUCUCGCAUAUGCUCAAGGUCGUCACAGCUGUAAGAGCAGAAAUUCAAGUGGAGGAUAUUAUGACCCAUAUAGUGGGCAAUACACUAGUAGCAAUCAUAGAAGAGCCUGUAACUCUUCCCAAGCAGCAAUUGCCUUUGCCGGACUCACUUUUUUGCUAUUCUUGACUAGUGUAGUAUUAUUGGGAGUCAAUGUUUUAACACCAAUUAGAAGGCGCUAUAAAUCUCAAGGAUUAUGGAGAACUGGUGCUUCUAUGGGAACGAAACUUCAUAGAUGGAGUGGAUUGGCUUUAAGCGAGCCAUUUGAAGAAACUGCCGGUUACGGGAAUGGUAAUAUAAGAACCGAGGACGUUGAAGCAGGUACAGGCGCAGGUACAGGUGUAGAUUCAAAUACCGCUUAUGUAUCAGAUCCUAACGCUGACACACGCUAUGCUACCAAUGAUCCUAAUGGCCGCUACACCACAACCACAAAUACUAAUACACGUUAUACUACUACCACCCCUAAUGCAGAUGUGCGUUACACCACAAAUGAGCGCACUGCAAAUACCGCAAACGCUGUAACGGACCAGCAUACUUAUUCUACCGACGAAUCAGGUGGGCAUUCCUAUGACCAAGAGAAACUUGUAGAGGGGGCCGCUUCUGGUGCAAUGAGCGGCAGUACUGCAGACCCAAAUAGGAACGUCAACCCUAUGCCAUGA
Molecule: messenger RNA, 969 nt
Organism: Saccharomyces eubayanus
Lineage: Eukaryota; Fungi; Ascomycota; Saccharomycetes; Saccharomycetales; Saccharomycetaceae
Exons: 1
Coding region: 1-969 (322 amino acids)
Cellular component (GO): membrane
Source: RefSeq, a predicted model, not a curated record